CGUACAGCCAUAGCCUCACAUUUCAUAAUUAUAAAUCUUUCUCAUUUAUCCACGUUUUGCGUGCGAUCUUCAAACGUCGUCUGUUCUUUUUUUUUUCGACAGGAAAACUAAUCGAGAACUAUGGACAAACCAGUCGUGUUGUCUCGUGUGCUGAAAGUUUUGGGGCGUACCGGCUCCCAGGGCCAGUGUACCCAAGUGAAGGUCGAGUUCAUUGGUGAACAGAACCGUCAGAUCAUAAGGAACGUUAAAGGACCCGUACGCGAGGGAGACAUUCUCACCUUGCUGGAGUCCGAAAGAGAAGCCAGGAGACUGCGGUAGAAUUAUUCAGUAGGUAAAUCCAAUUCUAUUGAAUUGUUCCUGCUGGUGGUUGCUGUUUCUGCUGUUGUUGUUGCUGCUGAUUUGAAUGACAUCUGAAUUUUUAACUAUUCUUAUAAUGUAAAAUGCAUUAUUAAUAAAGUGUAUCCCUCAAACAACCA
This is a messenger RNA of Sipha flava (yellow sugarcane aphid), 476 nucleotides long. Its product is annotated as 40S ribosomal protein S28. The transcript has 3 exons. Gene Ontology annotation, molecular function: structural constituent of ribosome. Gene Ontology annotation, cellular component: cytosolic small ribosomal subunit; ribosome. Gene Ontology annotation, biological process: translation; maturation of SSU-rRNA; ribosomal small subunit assembly. The coding region runs from base 121 to 318 and encodes 65 amino acids. The record is from RefSeq and is a predicted model, not a curated record. Lineage: Eukaryota; Metazoa; Arthropoda; Insecta; Hemiptera; Aphididae.